UGUCGACUUACAGCAGAAGGGAUGAGGUGAGGGACCAGGAUAGGUCUCCGUAUCCAGCGGGUGUGCGGGUCCCGCGGGGGGGGGCAAAGCGCGGCGGCGUGACCUUGAUCCUACGGCGGCGGGUGUGUACUUUGUGAUGCAGCCUGCAGCUUGCCGUGCCCAAUGGGGUUUGGACAAGGUGCUGGUCAGAACAAAGGAGCUGGCUGGCUGGUCAAAAACCCAAGGGUGUGAGCGUGCGGUCCUAGGGAGGCGGGAGUCGGAAGAGCUUGCGAGGUUAAGGCAGGAGGCACUAGCGCGCACGACGCGUCCACCGCAGAACACCAAGCGGCGGAGAGGAAAGGGGCGGUGCCGCUGCCACAGUCAGUCCACAGUCCACACGCAGAGCAACACGUCCAACACUUGUUUCCUCCCCUCACGAAAAGAGGCCAAAACUCAAACACAACACACACCAGACACCAGACAGAACACGACUGCUGAUCAGUACAGUGUGGCCUGGCAAAAGGGACGAACAUUGGGUGACGGUGUCCUCGUUGAUCACUCAUCCGCCUCCUCUCAACGCAGCCUGCCGCGCUCGGGUGGAUUUACGAUUGUCGCGAUACUUCAACACGUGGGCCUCGGCCAGCUUGCCUUGCCUUGGCAUAUCGCUAUGUUGAUGGCAGGUUAUCACAGACAUGCAGCCGCCCACGCGGUAUUCGAACUCGUAGACCCCUGUCAACGUACAGGUAGCAGCCCAUUCAUCAACUCUUCUUCUUCCGGUUCGUUCCGUCGUGCAAGUGAGAAAGAACGCGCGACUUACUUGCAUAUACAGCCUGCGCUACAUAAUUGUGUCUCUCAUAGCGUGCCAAUGUCAUAUAUACAUACGUGGGUCGAACAUCCGCGAGCUUGGAAGCACGCGGCGCCGCUGGCGGCUGCAGCCUGGGACAGGCGCCCGGAAGCCCAACGCAAGUUGGCCCGGCUGUGUAUGCACAUAGCUUGCGGCUGCCUGUGAUCGCCGAUCAUCUGUGAUGCCUCCUAUCAUCAGCAGCAUGGCAGGAAAGGC
Tilletiaria anomala UBC 951 is the source of this 1039-nucleotide messenger RNA. RefSeq lists its product as uncharacterized. Bases 137 to 988 code for a protein of 283 amino acids. The transcript is spliced from 2 exons. The record is from RefSeq and is a predicted model, not a curated record. Lineage: Eukaryota; Fungi; Basidiomycota; Exobasidiomycetes; Georgefischeriales; Tilletiariaceae.